GUUUAUUGAGAUGGUGCGUGCUCGGCAAGAUCGAAUUAUACGUGCGACUGCGAACGCGAACGCAGUGUUUCCUCAUAGUAGCAUUUCCGUCGACGUCCCGUUCAUUGUACAGUUAUCAUAUUGCCGGGGUAUUAUUUAGACAGCACCGAGGUAGUCGCUGUAGUCAGUGUAGUCGUCAUUCACUUCGCUCGUCGCAGGUCGUGGUCAGUCCGGUCAGUCGUGAUCAGUCGGACGGUGCGAACGGAACAGAAGGAAAGAGAAGAGAGCGUCCGGGUCGUGGUGUGUAUUAACUUGUGCCGUUCUUGAUGAUUCUCGAUGCUUUCGCGCAAAUCUGAUGACGAAUACAUUAUUUAUCAUAACAGAGAGAUCUGCAGUAAACUAUUCUAUUCUGAGCAAUGAGUCCGCAAAGCCAUAAGAAUAAUUUAACUCCAAAAGACAUGCAGUCUAACGGAUACUCUGCUGCCAAUACCAUGGCCAAAGAAGCAAGGAAUCAUUCAUCUCCUUGUGAGUCAGUGGAUUCAAUGCCUUGGUUUGGAAUGGAUAUAGGUGGUACAUUAUGCAAAUUAGUGUACUUUGAGCCAAAGGAUAUAACGAGAGAUGAAGCAGAUGCAGAAGUUGAAAUAUUGAAAAAUAUUCGUCGAUAUCUCACUAAAAAUUCGGCAUAUGGAAAAACUGGCCAUCGUGAUACGCAUUUACAAAUGGAUAACAUUUGUAUUAGAGGCAGACGAGGAACCUUACAUUUUAUUAGAUUUCCCACAAGUGAAAUGGGAAAUUUUUUAGCAUUAGCAAAAUCAAAAGGUAUGGCAAAUCUUGUGACUACUGUUUGUGCCACUGGGGGUGGUGCUUUUAAAUUCGAAGAUAAUUUUAAAAAGGAAGUAAAUAUGAAUUUGGCAAAAUUUGAUGAAUUAGAUAGUUUAAUACGCGGGAUGCUCUACAUAGAGACUACGAAUCCACAUGAAUGCUAUUAUUGGUCAAAUCCUACCGAUGACAGUAAAUGCCAAAAAGUACCCUAUGAUUUUUCUGAACCAUAUCCUUUCUUGCUUGUUAAUAUAGGCUCCGGAGUAAGCAUAUUAGCUGUAUAUGGACAAGAAAAUUUUAAAAGGAUAUCUGGAACAAGCUUAGGUGGUGGUACAUUUUUGGGAUUGUGCUGUCUUCUUACUGGAUGUAACACUUUUGAAGAAGCAAUAGAACUAGCAACAGGCGGCGAUAAUACAAAAGUGGAUAAAUUGGUUAAGGAUAUAUACGGCGGUGAUUAUGGUCCUUUCGGUCUUCCUGGAGAUUUAGUUGCGAGCAGUUUUGGACAAAUGAAUUCCAAAGAUCGUAGAAAUACUGUCACAAAAGAAGAUCUGGCGCGUGCAACUCUUGUUACUAUUACAAAUAAUAUUGGUUCUAUCGCGCGUAUGUGUGCUGUUAAUGAAAAAAUUGAAAGGGUUGUAUUUGUAGGAAAUUUUCUCAGAGUAAAUCCCAUAUCAAUGAAAUUGUUGGCCUAUGCUAUGGAUUAUUGGUCUAAAGGAACUUUGAAAGCCUUGUUUUUGGAACAUGAAGGUUAUUUCGGAGCGGUGGGAUGUCUAUUACAAUUUAAUGGCGAAUCGAGCUAAACAAUGAGGAAAUAGUCAUAUAAUAU
This is a messenger RNA of Atta colombica, 1624 nucleotides long. It is a transcript of the gene fbl, whose product is annotated as pantothenate kinase 1. Gene Ontology annotation, molecular function: pantothenate kinase activity; ATP binding. Gene Ontology annotation, biological process: coenzyme A biosynthetic process. The transcript is spliced from 10 exons. Bases 396 to 1598 code for a protein of 400 amino acids. The record is from RefSeq and is a predicted model, not a curated record. Gene Ontology annotation, cellular component: cytosol; nucleus. NCBI's taxonomy places the organism in Eukaryota, Metazoa, Arthropoda, Insecta, Hymenoptera, Formicidae.